GGAGAAGCUGGAAUGAUGACAGCCGGCAGUACUCCUCCCAUUCUCUUCUCCGAAACAGCCUCUCACCACACUGUUCUCUCUCCCCGUCCCAUCUCCUCUCUCGGAUCAGGAAUAGGGGCCACGUCCUGUCUCUCUAACUGGCUGCUCUACCAAGGCCACUGCUAUGGGUAUUUCCUCGAAAAGAUGACCUGGUCAGAUGCUGAGAUGCAGUGUCAGUAUCUCCACAAAGGGGCCCAUCUCACCUCCAUUCUCACUGAGGCAGAAGAGGACAGGGUGGCCAGCUACAUCAGCAACUCACAGUCCAAGGAUAGCGUCUGGAUCGGACUGCACGACCACCGGCAGUACAGACGCUGGAGGUGGACAGAUCGCUCCCUGUAUUACUACAAAGCUUGGAACACUGGGGAACCAAACAAUGACCAUGGUGUCGAGUACUGUGUCGAGCUGCCGAAUUACAGGGAUUUUAAGAACUGGAAUGAUAAAGACUGUCAGACGAAAAAUGGCUACGUUUGCAAGUAUCGACCCUAGCGAGGGGAGUCGCUCUCCUGCGCCUGAAGGGGGAGCUCAGCGCCUGGGAUGUAAAAGAACUGGGCUCCUUGGGCAUGAUCAGACAAGAUCCCAGACUUUCCAAUGCCUUUGCUGCAUCAAGGGACAGUCCUCUCCCUCCCUGAGAGACCAGAUCUCACUUCCCCAGCUGCAAACUCUCUUCCCCGAAAUGUGUCUGCUCUAGUUACAUUCCUGCCCCCUCCCCUCAGUGGCUGCAGCCCACAACAAGAAUAAACUCUCCUGAGCAUGCAGUUCUGCGUGUGUCUCCUCUGUCCCAAUCCUGGCCCUGCAUAGAGGCGUCCAUCCAGCCCCCUCUGACUGUGUCCUGAACUGCCCAGAUCUCAGUGGAGGAGAGGAAGGGGACCCUCAGAGGGAGGCAGGAUGGGCCUGGCCUUUUGGAUAAGGGACAGGACUUCGUCUCCCUCUAGAUAUCUGCAAUAACCAGAGUUUCUUCUCUCUUCUGGCCCACCCAUCUCCUCCUGGUCUCAUCUCCACUCAGACACACAAAGCAGGGACGUUUCUAGCGGUUGUGUAAUCAUCAGGCCCCACCAGAGCUGGAAGCAUUUGCCACAGUACUAAGCAGGCUGAGGUCCCUGAAUACCACCCCUUGGACCUUUUUCCAACUGGUCAGUGUUGGAGAGUGACUGGCUUAUGUUACUACACCUGGGGGAAUUCUGCACCACUGUGUGUGCAGAAAACAUGCCCCUGCCCCCCACACUAAGCCCUUCCACACUUGGAUCCUGCUGGGCUGAGCCUGCCUGCCCACACCUGGUGUG
This is a messenger RNA of Chelonia mydas (Green sea turtle), 1319 nucleotides long. Its product is annotated as regenerating islet-derived protein 4. NCBI's taxonomy places the organism in Eukaryota, Metazoa, Chordata, Testudines, Cheloniidae. Gene Ontology annotation, molecular function: signaling receptor activity. The record is from RefSeq and is a predicted model, not a curated record. The coding region runs from base 13 to 525 and encodes 170 amino acids. The transcript has 4 exons.